Colletotrichum navitas is the source of this 207-nucleotide messenger RNA. RefSeq lists its product as uncharacterized. The record is from RefSeq and is a predicted model, not a curated record. The transcript has a single exon. The annotation marks the transcript as partial. Lineage: Eukaryota; Fungi; Ascomycota; Sordariomycetes; Glomerellales; Glomerellaceae.
AAGCGCAACGAUUCGCGCACUCAGUCGUGGGCAGACGUGUCGAGGUACGGGGGAGGCAGCGACACGCGGGCCUCUGGCCGCUUUUCCAGCGCGAGCGGGACCAGCGGGCAGGGCACAGGGAUAGGGGCCGAGGGGCCGGGUUUCGGGUUCCGGAUUCCUGCUGGGUUAGGGUUACAUCGGAUUUGCCACCUAGGGCGGCUGAAUUGA